Molecule: messenger RNA, 2241 nt
Organism: Colletotrichum destructivum
Lineage: Eukaryota; Fungi; Ascomycota; Sordariomycetes; Glomerellales; Glomerellaceae
Product: Putative WD40/YVTN repeat-like-containing domain superfamily
Exons: 4
Coding region: 846-2021 (391 amino acids)
Biological process (GO): protein lipidation; protein localization to phagophore assembly site; autophagy of mitochondrion
Cellular component (GO): phagophore assembly site membrane; cytosol; extrinsic component of membrane
Molecular function (GO): phosphatidylinositol-3,5-bisphosphate binding; phosphatidylinositol-3-phosphate binding; protein binding
Source: RefSeq, a predicted model, not a curated record
AGCGACCGUAGUAUACAGCUGGCAGCGCGUUACAACAAAACAUAUUUCGCGGGUCUGAGGACACUGGGUAGCCAGGUGGCAAACAGCUGGCGGUGCCACAUUUGCAACUGCCUCACCACCCAGAUUACCUAUGCAUUCAUCUCAUCUACCAAGGACCUACGAAGGUAAGCAAGGUACUGUACAGUUGCCGGCCGCUGCGCCUCCGUACAUACAUACCUUCAUGUACCUUAGCUGUACUGCAGCCCUUUGCGCGGACAGAACGGACGAUACGUACCUCAUUUCCAGAGCGUCCCAGCCUGACUUCACUUCUCUGCUGAGACACAGCCCACGAGGUCUUGUUUGCGAACACCCGCCUCGUAGUCUUUUCCCUGCAAACCAUUGCCCGUUUGAGGCUCUCUGUCUCCCUCCCUUUUCCCUCUUUCUUUGUGCCAGCACUCUGGCCGUUUGCUGACUGCAUACUGUACAACUGCCAAUCUCCGUUGCUUGGUUCCAGCCGUUUCCUGACUCGAGCCGCCCGCCGAGCUGACUCCGACCGGACGCCCUAAAGCCUCUGCCGCUGCUAAAUAGACCAUCCCAUCUCAUAUUAACAUCAUCGCCGACGACCACCGCCUAGCUAGACGCUUUUCUCUCCCCCGAGAGAUGCACUUGUCAAGGAUGAUAUCAUAACAAACAUCUUCAGAAAUAGCAGAACAUCGGCUUGGCCCGCCGGCCUUGCAUCCCUCCUCCCCCCCGCCUCCCAAGCUCCCAUCUCCCUUGUUGCCGAGCCCCUCACUGUCACACAGGCCACGGCGUCAUCAACCCGGCACGGCACGGCGACUUACAGGCACGGUGUCAUCUCGGUCACUAUGAACACACGCCCGCCCAUAGAGACGGCGGCCUCUACGGUGGUGCUGUCCGCAUCCUUUAACAGUGAUGCCAGCUGCUUCUCCGUUGGCCUCAACUCGGGAAUAUGCAUCUUCCACACCAAGUCGUGCCUUUUGAAGGCAUCCAGAGACUUCAAUGCCGGCAUUGGCCUUGUCGAAAUGAUGGGUACGACGAAUUACCUCGCCCUCGUCGGUGGUGGCAGGCAACCCAAGUUUAGCACCAGUAAAACAAUCAUAUGGGACGACAUGAAAGGGAGGGUCGCUAUAGAAAUCGCCUCUCUGACCCCGGUGCGCGGCGUCCGUAUCGGCCGCAACCGCAUCGUCGUCGCGCUCCAGAACAGCGUCCGCGUCUACUCGUUUGCUAAGCCGCCCGACCUCCAGUCAGUGUACGAGACCACGGACAACCCUCUCGGUCUUGUCGCAAUGUCAGACAAGACGAUUGCAUUCCCGGGCAGAACGGUCGGCCAAAUCCAACUUGUCGAGAUCGGUACCGGCAACGUCAGCAUCAUCCCGGCCCACUCGUCCGCUCUCCGAGCCAUUCAACUGAGCCCGGAUGGCGAGCUGUUGGCCACAGCAAGUGAAAUGGGCACGCUGAUCAGGGUGUUCGCAACCACCAACUGUGCUCGCUUGGCCGAGCUGAGACGGGGCGUCGAUCCCGCAACCAUAUUCUCUCUCGGCUUCAGCCCCGAAGGCACCAAGUUGGCUUGCACGUCGGAUAAGUCAACACUGCACGUCUUCGACGUGCCGCAUCCCAAGAAACCCAUGACCGCGCCGACGAGCCCGACGGCAUCGCAGAUGGCAGGAUCGGGCAUCCUCGCGGGUCGGCCAGCUGACGACGGCAAGGGGCGAUGGGGCUUCUUGGGAAAGAUCCCGCUGAUGCCGCGCCUGUUCUCAGACGUAUACUCAUUCGCGUCUGCGCCGUUUGAGGCCGGCGAUGACCCGCUAGUCGGCGGACUGCCCUUGUCGGACCAGACGACGCUCGGGACAACGAGGCCCCAAAAGGGCGUCAUCGGAUGGAUCACCGAAGACAGUCUUGUCGUCAUCGGCGCCGGACAGGACGCCAGGUGGGAGAAGUUUGUGAUAUCCAAGGGGGAAGACGGACGACGAUACGUCGUGCGAGAAGGCUGGAAGAGGUAUUUGGGCAGCGCGUCGUCAUGAGCGCGACGGAGAGCUGUCUAUCUAUUGUUUGCUGAACUCUCUUGGGAGUCAUGUGUGUACUAAGAUCAUGGCAUGGCGUUUUAUCUGGAGUUAAUCAAAGGACUAGGCAGGCAUUCAGGGGUAUCAGCGAUAGCAUCGCUUCUAUUUAUGAAGUAAAUGUCUUUUUUUUUUCAAAGUCGUGUUUUUCUUUCCAGAGAUCAAGGCGACCUGCUCCGACUCC